This is a messenger RNA of Condylura cristata (star-nosed mole), 2460 nucleotides long. RefSeq names its product WEE1 homolog 2 (S. pombe) (gene WEE2). Gene Ontology annotation, molecular function: ATP binding; magnesium ion binding; non-membrane spanning protein tyrosine kinase activity. Bases 82 to 1752 code for a protein of 556 amino acids. Lineage: Eukaryota; Metazoa; Chordata; Mammalia; Eulipotyphla; Talpidae. The record is from RefSeq and is a predicted model, not a curated record. Gene Ontology annotation, biological process: mitotic cell cycle; regulation of meiosis I; protein phosphorylation. The transcript is spliced from 12 exons. Gene Ontology annotation, cellular component: nucleus.
UGGACCAACAUCCUCGUGGAAUCAGCUCUAGGGCCUCCCCUCCGAGGGCUUCGCUGCCCGGCAGUCAGCUCUCUGGCUGAGAUGGAUGACAGCGGCAUCAACGUGGACCUGAAGCAGAAACUAAACUUCUCCUGCUGCGAAGAAGAGAGUGAGGAUGAAGGGCCGCAGGAAGCCCAGGGCCAGACCCCGGGGAGGCCUGCCCUCGAGGGCCCAGAGACCAAGCUUACCCCUCCCAGGACGCGCCUCAGUCACGCAGGGGAUCCCCACGCAUCGCAGGCCACAGCGAGUCCCGAGCAAUGUCCUCAGACCCCGGAGUCGGGCUCUGUCAAAUGUCCAGAGACGCCUGCUCCGCCCGACAAAUGGAGCCAGCCGCGCCCCUGCGACAGCCCCUUCACUCCCAAGGGCCUGGCGAGCGAGUCGGUGACUUCUACAGGGAAGCUUCCCCCCAAAGGCGCCAAGCACCUAAGACUCACGCCUGUCUCCUUCCCAGAUGAGAUGGCCUCCUCGGCACUAGUCAACAUUAACCCCUUCACCCCGGAGUCUUAUAGAAAACUCUUCCUUCAGUCCAGUGGCAAGAGGAAAACCCGAGGAGAUACUGAGGAAGCGGACCCCAGGGAAGGCAGGACAGAGCAGGGGCUGCCUGCCAAGAGAUGUGUCCUACGAGAAACCAACAUGGCUUCCCGCUAUGAGAAAGAGUUCCUGGAGGUAGAAAAGAUUGGGGUCGGGCAAUUUGGGACAGUCUACAAGUGCAUCAAGAGGCUGGACGGAUGUGUCUAUGCAAUAAAACGCUCGAUGGAACCUUUUGCAGGGUUAUCAACUGAGAAUCUGGCUUUGCAUGAAGUUUACGCUCACGCCGUGCUUGGCCAUCACCCCCACGUGGUACGCUACUACUCCGCGUGGGCAGAAGACGACCACAUGAUCAUUCAGAAUGAAUACUGCAAUGGGGGAAGUUUGCAGGCCGCCAUAUCUGAAAACACGAAGACAGGCAAUCACUUUCAAGAGCCGAAACUCAAGGACAUCCUUCUGCAGACCUCGCUUGGGCUCAAGUACAUCCACAGCUCUGGCAUGGUGCACAUGGACAUCAAGCCUAGUAACAUUUUCAUUUGUCAUAAGAUGCAAAGUGAUUCUUCUCCAGGCCCAGAAGAGAAUGAAAAUGAAGCUGACUGGUUUCUCUCUGCCGAGGUGAUAUAUAAAAUAGGUGACUUGGGUCAUGUGACAUCAAUAAGCAAACCCAAAGUGGAAGAGGGAGACAGUCGCUUUCUGGCUAAUGAGAUUCUGCAGGAGGAUUACCAGCACCUUCCCAAAGCAGACAUAUUUGCUUUGGGAUUAACAAUUGCAGUGGCUGCUGGUGCAGGGUCGUUACCCCGCAAUGGGGCUGCAUGGCAUGACAUCCGAGGGGGUAACCUUCCCGACAUCCCUCAGAAGCUCUCAGAAGAAUUUUAUCGUCUGCUCAAGAACAUGAUCCACGCUGAUCCAGAGGCCAGACCUUCUGCAGCGGCUCUGGCCAGAAGUCGAGCUCUCCGGCCCUUCUUGGGGAAGACGGAAGAGCUGCAACAGCAGCUUAACCUGGAGAAGUUCAAGACAGCCACCUUGGAAAGGGAACUGAGAGAAGUCCAGCUGGCCCAGUCCCCCAAGGAAGACUGGGACCCAGUCUCCGGGGCCCCCACAGGGUUAAGAAGCACCAAAAGACGCCUGGUGGGAAGAAAGACCUCGAAGUCCUCAAGCUUCACCUGUGGCCAGUCCUCCCCAUAAGGACUCCUUUCAGACCAACCCACGCUUCCACCAUCCCCAUAUCAUAGCUUCCAGAAAUGGAUACUGACCAUCUUCUUAUAAAAGGAAAGAUUAACAAACUUGAAUGCCCAAAGCUUUAAAACAAAAUCACUCCUAAUGAGCAUCCACAGCCGAGCCCCUCAGGCUGUAUGAUCUCCUAUUAGCAAUGGUCUCAAGUGCAAUAACCAGCGGCCAUUCUCUCUGCUGUCUACUUCAAAUGCUGCUGUCACCCCCCAGAGAAGGGGGUUCCCCUCCCCUGCUCACUGGUGCACAUGGAGAAGGGAAGAAGCGGUUGCUGUAGCUGACAACCGCCCAAGGACCCCAGACUCUCCGGCACAGGCAGGCAUGCGAUUUUGAGUUAAGCCAACAGCUUACAAGAAAUGUUGCUAGGUCUGGACAGUGCCUCCCAGCUGAUCAGAGGGUACUGCUAAAAGAACCCUCAGCCUCUCUGAGCAUGUGGUUUUCCUAUUGUAUGUUCAGAACGGGGACCACUUCUUCCCUGACACUGCAUUCGUUAGAAAAAUGGCUUCACUAUCAUGUGAGAUGGGUAGAGGUAGGACUUCAUAACUUGACAUUUCUGAGCUGGCUAUUAAUUCACGGACAGCUAGGCAGAGGGCUCAGGGAAGUGAUUUGUUUUUUCCUCAAUCUUAAUUUGCUUAAUUUGCACUGAUCCAUUCUUUGCUUAAUUUG